Molecule: messenger RNA, 1547 nt
Organism: Aspergillus heteromorphus CBS 117.55
Lineage: Eukaryota; Fungi; Ascomycota; Eurotiomycetes; Eurotiales; Aspergillaceae
Product: FAD-dependent oxidoreductase
Exons: 4
Coding region: 1-1209 (402 amino acids)
Molecular function (GO): FAD binding
Source: RefSeq, a predicted model, not a curated record
AUGUCUGAACUUCCCGUCCUCAUCGCCGGUGCCGGCAUCAGCGGCCUCCUUCUGGCCCAACACCUCCAACAGCAAGGCGUCCCCUUCCGCCUCUUCGAGCAAGAUGCCGCCAUCGACACGCGCAGUGGCGGCUGGGGGCUAACCCUCCACUGGGGCCUCCCUGCCCUGCGCGAACUGCUCCCCGACCACCUGGUGGCCCGCCUGCCCGAGACAUACGUGAACAAGGUGGCCGCGGCGCGCGGGGACACCGGGCGCUUUCAGUUCUUCGAUCUGCAGACCGGGUCGGCCUUGUAUAGCGUGCCCGCCGCCGAGCGCAUCCGCGUCAGUCGCGUGCGGUUGCGCCAGCUGUUGGCCACGGGCCUCGACAUCCAGUGGAACAAGACCCUCCAGAGCAUCGAUUCCGAAUCCGCGCCCGAUCGCGUCACGGCGCGCUGCGAGGACGGCACCGCCUUCACCGGCUGCCUGCUGGUGGGAUGCGAUGGGUCGCGCUCCCGCGCCCGCGAGAUGCUGUACCCGCACGGCCCUAAGAUGAGGCCGCUGCCCGUCCAGCUGCUCGGCGGCGCUGCCCUCUACUCCCCAGAGGAGAUGGCCGGGGCGGAGGCCAUCGACCCCUUCCUGUUCCAGGGCUCGCAUCCCGAGACCGACGUGUUUUUCUUCUUCAGCCUGCUCGACACCCCGAACAACUUCGACGACAGCAGCAAGGACAAGUACCUCUGCCAGAUCAUCAUCUCCUGGGCCGAUGCCAAGGGCAUUGCCGUCCCCGGCGACAAUGCCGCCCGUCUCGCGUUGAUCAAGUCCCUGACCGCGAACUGGGUCGAGCCGUUCCGGGGGCUGGUGCACAACCUGCCCGACACGACGGAGGCUCGCUCCAUCCGUAUUUCUGACUGGAUGUUCCGACCCGCGCAGAAUCACGCUCACCCGAGAGUCGUGCUGGUGGGGGAUUCGGCGCAUACCAUGACCAUGUAUCGGGGAGAAGGCGCCAACAAUGCCAUCGUGGAUGUCCUCGAUCUGACCAAGCGGGUGGACCUGCGGUCCCUAGGAUCCCUGACCCCAGAAGCUCUCAGGGAAGCUCUGGCAGCAUAUGAAACCGACGUCUUCACCCGAGCAGACCCCAGUGUCCGCAACUCCCGACAGGCCUGUCUGGAUGCCCAUGACUUCUCACGGAUCGUGAACGGCAGCCCCCUGGUAUCGGCCCGGCUGCGCGAGUAGACCUUCCCGACCAGGCGAGAGAGAGACGAUUUUGUGCCAUUCAUGCGUGCUGUUAUCCUAGCAUAGUGUUAUACCGAAUUUGGAGACCGAGGAACUGGAACAGAGUGGGAUAAUGCUCUUCUCUUCUUCAUUGUUCCAAAAUUGUGAAUUGCUCCAAGACGGCUGCAUUGACUGCCACAGCGAAGUCAUUUUGCUCCGAACUGGGCACCUCUUUACUGCUGAUACUCGGAAGAUCUGCCAAAGUAGCACAGGGCGACAUCCCGGGUGGGGUCUCGCGGCGCAUGAACUUCUCCUGUUAAUAUUUUCCACUGAGAGAACACUUGAUGCGCUUGACAUUU